AUGCCUGCCAAACCUAUUUUGGCCUUAGCCCUCAUCGCCGCUGUCUCAGCAGCCAAGCCUACCGUCUACCUCAUCCGUCAUGGUGAGAAGCCCAGCGAUGGAGGUAAUGGAUUAAGCGCUCAGGGGCUUGAGCGUGCGCAAUGCCUCCGCAAUGUUUUUGGCAGUGCUUCAAGCUACAACAUUGGAUAUAUCAUGGCUCAAACGCCAAAGCAAAAUGGCAAACGCGCUCGUCCUUACGAGACCGUAGAGCCUCUCGCAGAAGACCUGGGUCUAACUGUAGACACGUCCUGUGAUCGCGAUGAUCCCAAGUGUGUCAGAGAUGUGGUCGAAGGCUACACCGGGUCGGGCAAUAUCCUGAUUUGCUGGGAACACGACGCCUUGACGGAGAUCGUCGACAAGUUGGGCGACGAUGACGCCCCAUCGUAUCCCGAUGACCGGUCAGUAGUCUUUAAAUACAAACUCACAAUUCCAUGGCUGAACAAUCUCAGGUUCGACUUGAUUUGGACCGAUCCCUAUCCCUACUCCGAGAUCACAGCACAGACCAGCGAGCAAUGCCCUGGUUUGGAUGGUUAG
Aspergillus fumigatus Af293 is the source of this 573-nucleotide messenger RNA. Lineage: Eukaryota; Fungi; Ascomycota; Eurotiomycetes; Eurotiales; Aspergillaceae. The record is from RefSeq and is a predicted model, not a curated record.